This is a messenger RNA of Trypanosoma cruzi, 797 nucleotides long. RefSeq lists its product as uncharacterized. The transcript has a single exon. The record is from RefSeq and is a predicted model, not a curated record. The annotation marks the transcript as partial. Lineage: Eukaryota; Euglenozoa; Kinetoplastea; Trypanosomatida; Trypanosomatidae.
AUGAGCAUUUCAGGGGCUGUCCGCGCCAACACCUGCGCCGCGUACCGUCGCCUUCUAAGCGCAGUGAAACAAGUGACGCGCGACUGUCCGCUGCACAGAGAGGAUGGUCUCACAAGGUACGUGGCGUUUCGUUUCUUUGACGCAGCCGAGCAAAACCGCCGGCGUUAUCUUAAACUCCGCGAGGGGGCUGCCGCACAAAUAAACAAAGGGCGGCGGAAGAAAUUGCGGGAUAUGGAGGUUCAAUACGAGCGCUUUAUUGCGAAGGAAUUGCAGACGGUGCGUGAGGUGGCGGGACAAAUCCUCCUUGCACCCGGCAAUCGGGCUCUCACCUCCAUGUUGCAGGUCCUCGCGGCGGGCGUUGGCAACUCACACUAUCAACAGACGAUAGAGAGGAAUUAUCUUCGCUACUGUCAGUUUGAAAGCAAAAAGGUGGAAAGGAAUGAGGCGGAGGAAGAAGCUACGGCGGAGCGCCAAAACCGCAUUAUGCAGCAUGCACUUAUUCCCUACGGGGAGCGUCUUCUCUUCCUUCAUCGUCUGGACGUUAAGAAUGAUACGGGUGAUGUACAAGAACCCGGCAGUUUGACAUCAUGGCAGGUGACGGAGGCCAUUGUUGGGACGCGCAGUGGUGUUUCGGCACACUACAUGUCGCAUGGAAGGGAAGAUGUGGUUGUAGAGGUUGACGAGACGUACAAUAAGCAAAUUGUCUACGUGCGGUGUGAGACAUACGAUUGGAGUCGUGAGGUGGAGCGGGUAGAAAUCAUUGAGUCAGAAGAGGUGCGGGGCACCAUCUUUCACGC